Messenger RNA from Leptopilina heterotoma, 1859 nucleotides. RefSeq names its product N-acetylgalactosamine kinase (gene Galk). Gene Ontology annotation, cellular component: cytoplasm; cytosol. Lineage: Eukaryota; Metazoa; Arthropoda; Insecta; Hymenoptera; Figitidae. Gene Ontology annotation, biological process: carbohydrate phosphorylation; galactose metabolic process. The coding region runs from base 153 to 1586 and encodes 477 amino acids. Gene Ontology annotation, molecular function: ATP binding; galactokinase activity. The transcript is spliced from 10 exons. The record is from RefSeq and is a predicted model, not a curated record.
UGUGGCAAUGUAGAGAAGCAUUUGGCGUACAAAUCGUUAAAGCCGGCGUGGAAUAAUUGUAAAUAUGUCAGUGAGUGAUAACGUUAAUCUAUCAAGAUAAGAGUUAAACAAUUACAACUGACCAGUGACAAGAAUUUCCAGUUGAAAGCAAAAUGACAACGGAAUCUUUUAGUCAAAAUGAAGACAAUGUUCCUGUUUUGGAGGCAGAUCAAUCGUUAAAAAAUAAAAUGGAAUUGCUCGCAAAGCAUUUUCGUAAACAAUUUAAUUGUUCGCCUACAUUUUUUGUGAGGGUACCUGGACGCGUGAACAUAAUUGGAGAACAUGUCGAUUAUUGUGGUUACGCAGUUUGUCCAAUGGCCAUUCAGCAAUUUAUACUUGUUGCUGUUGCGCCAUCAGAAACAGAUGAAUUUCGUAUAACUAAUCUCGAUUCGAAAUAUGCUGAUUUUAAGUGCAAAGAUUUUCUGGGCCUGAGCAAUCGAAAUAUAAAUGAUUCGAAUGGUGGUCCCGAUUGGCAUAAAUAUUUUCUUUGUGGUGUGAAAGGAAUUUUAGAAAUAAUACCAAAGGAAAAUAUUCCAACGGGAAUGUUUGCUGCCGUUUGGGGAAAUGUUCCUGCAAAUUCUGGACUUUCGAGUUCUAGUGCUCUUGUUUCUGCUGCUGCAUUGUCAACAGUACACGUUUGUCAGUACUCAAUGACAAAAGAACGUCUAGCAACAAUUAGUGCGAGUGCUGAAAGAUAUAUAGGAACAAUGGGAGGCGGAAUGGACCAGGCAAUUGCUUUCUUAGGAAAAGCAGGCUCAGCGAAACUGAUAGAAUUUAAUCCUCUGCGUGCGACAAAUAUAACAUUGCCUGAACAUGCAGUUUUCGUAAUAGCACACUCUCUGGUGUGUCACAAUAAAGCUUCAACUACCGACUUUAAUCUCAGAGUAGCAGAGUGUCGGUUCGCAGCACAGAUAUUGGCGAAGAAAAGAAACGUUAAUUGGAAAAGUAUACAAAAAUUAAUUGACAUUCAAGAAGGUUUAAGCAAAAGUCUUGAGGAAAUGGUGGAAAUUGUGAUGACAGACCUUAAAGAGGAGCCUUACACUCUAAAUGAGAUUUUAGAUUUAUUAGAAACAACAAAUGAGGAAUUAAAAAUUUACUCCAUCAAAACGCCAUUUAAUCCCUCACAGAAAUAUAAACUUCGUCAAAGAGCUCUCCACGUUUUUCAAGAAGCAUCGAGGGUUCUAGCGUUUCAAAGAAUAAAUGAAGACGAAAAUAUAAAAGAAAAUGAUAAACUCCAACAAUUGGGAAAUCUUAUGUCGAAGAGUCAUUCCAGUCUCUGUAAAUUAUAUGAAUGUAGUCACCCUCAAGUUGACGCCCUUGUGAAUUCAGCUCUUGAUUCUGGAGCAUUGGGAGCGAGACUAACAGGGGCUGGAUGGGGAGGUUGUGUGGUUGCAAUCACAACUAGACAAAAUGUAGAACAAUUUUUAGAAAGUCUUGUAGAGAAAUAUUAUAAUAGUCACGAUUUGAAGGGUGCUGAUAUAAAAGAUUUAGUUUUCCCGACUGAACCAUACCAGGGUGCUGCUAUUUACGUUUCUACUUUUACAUAAAUUUUUGAAAAUUUUCCUUCUCGACGAAAAUUCCCUCUAUACACAGUAGAAAAUUUACUAUUGUAAAAAUAUUUUUUAAUAGAAAAAUAUUUUUCACUUCUUUCGAAUACUUUAUGGACGAAAAUUUUUGAUGCUUUUUAGCGUCACUUUUCUGUUAAAAAAAAAAUUGAAUUAUAAUUUUUAAUUAUAAUUAUGCAAAAUUAUAAUUUUAAUUAUAGAAAAUUAUAAUCAUAGAAAAUUUUAAUUAUAGAAAAUUAUAAUUAUAACUUCGUA